AUGAAGUUUGAAGGAAACUUCAUGGAGGAAAUUCUCACAUUGUGUUGAACACUGGGUAAUCUGGAGUGCAUAGGAGCUGUCGAUCUGUCUAUCGGUCGUUGUUUUCAGGAUUCCUGCUCUUCUCCCGUGUUUAUUUACUCGUUAUGUCACCGCCUUCAUUUCUCACGUAAACAUCAGGACGCGAAUCCCGAAGAUUAAAAGGAAAAUGGACCAACAAUCUGAUGUUCAACCCGGAGAUGACAUCGCUCCAGCUGAAUCAAACACUCCUCCACCGAGGAUGACAAGAAAACAGACUCUCACCUUAAUAUCAAUGGCUUCCGUCAACUUCAGUUCUAUGAUUUGCUAUUCAAUAUUGGGCCCAUUUUUCCCCACAGAGGCUGUAAAGAAAGGAGCCAGUCAGACGAUGAUUGGUCUCAUAUUUGGCAGCUAUGCUGUCUGCAAUUUAAUUGGUUCAUUGGUGCUGGGAAAAUAUAUUGUGCAAAUUGGUGCAAAGUUCAUGCUAAUCACUGGACUUUUUGUGUCGUCAGGCUGCACCAUUCUUUUUGGAUUACUCGAUCGGGUCCCCGAAGGCCCCGUGUUCAUUACCCUGUGCUUUAUAGUGCGGUCCAUCGACGCUGUAGGCUUUGCCGGUGCGAUGACCUCCUCUUUUGCCCUGACAGCAAAAAUAUUCCCAGACAAUGUGGCGACUGUUUUGGGUAGUUUGGAGAUCUUCACAGGGCUCGGCCUUAUACUGGGGCCUCCGGUGGGUGGGUGGUUCUACCAGUCUUUUGGAUACGAAGUCCCCUUUAUGCUUCUUGGAUGUUUGCUGUUGCUUAUGGUCCCAUUCAACUUUUACGUCCUUCCAUCGAUAGAGGCAGAUCCGUCGAAGGAUUCGUUCUUCCGGCUUCUCAGCCAAGUCAAAAUAGUCCUGAUCUGCUAUGUGAUAUUCACUUUGAGUGCAGGUCUGGGGUUCUUGGACGCCACAUUGUCCCUGUUUGCCAUUGAGAAGUUUAACCUCACAUCUGGCUACGUUGGACUCAUCAUGCUCGGUUUGUCGUUGCCGUAUUGUCUGGCGUCGCCUCUGAUGGGUUAUUUCACAGAUAAGUAUCCUGCUACGAGGAUUAUGUUCGUGGUAAUAGGAAGCAUAGUCACAGCCGUUGGUUUCUGUCUGCUUGGUCCCGCCCCUUUCCUCUACAUCCCCCAUCAGCUGUGGUUGCUGGUCGUCAUGCUCGGCCUAAUUGGGUUUUCUCUGGGCAUGACUGCAAUCCCCACGUUCCCUGAGAUCAUCACAUGUGCAUACGAACAGGGAUUUGAAGAGGGGCUGAGCACUCUGGGGAUGGUGUCUGGGCUGUUUGGUGCAGUGUGGUCUUUAGGGAUGUUUUAUGGCCCGAUAGUGGGCGGCCUUAUCACGCAACAUCUGAGCUUUGAGUGGGCGGCUGCAGUCCAAGGAGGCCUGGCGUUAUUGGCUGCCUUUCUCCUCUCUGUGCAUUCUGUGUGUCAACGGCCACGACAGCAAAGCGUUCCACAAACAGAAGAAGACACUCCUCUCCUGAACGAGUGAAGGCCUCAGCUUCAGGACGUUUUACUAAAUGGAACAUGAUCUUAAUAUUUCAGUAGCUCGUCGGCUUCUGCCUUCAACUAUUUUAUUACUGUUAUUAACUGCUCUUUAACUCUUAAAUUAUAUAUAUAUAUUUUUUUGUAAUUCAGGGAUUGUAAUACUUACUUGAUGAAUGGGAGACGGUUCAGAUUCUAAUAUAGUUGUAUUCUUAUGAAAUGAUUAAAUGUAUUUGCUUUUAUUGGGUAUUUCCUGAGAAAAACUAAACGGUACAAAUGUACUGACUUUAAGACUGGACGUUUACAAGCUAGUCCGGACCAGAAACUAAAUGUGCCUUUUGUUCGGAAGCUCUUUUCUCUUAAUGAUCUUAGUUUUCUGUCACAUGCCGUGGCUUUGGAGUGACCUGCGUCAAGAUCUGCUGACCACAUUCACGGGAAGAAAACGGUUCUGUGUUUGGAAAGUUACAUUUUACAGGUCACAGCCUCACACACAACUCAAACUACUCAAAAACUGUGCCUUAUAAUAUUUUGUUUUUAUAGAAAUAAACAAUUUGACAUUAAUAUUUUGAAUACCUGAUGUUUUAAUGCUGCGAAGAAACGGCAGAUACAAACUUUGUAAAUCUCUUACAGGCUAAAAAAUUAGAGCUAUAAUAUUACAGACACUUUGUGUCCUACAUCAUCAGCAACAUUGUUACAUGAAUUUGUAUACGUAGAUAAAUUACUUUCAGCAGAAAAAUAUACAAAAAUAGUUAACCAGCAUGGUACAAAUCUCAAAAAGGUUUUUUUUAUAGACAAAUUUAACAAUUGACUGAUUCAUUCUGCUUUGUAUAAACACACCUACUGCCCUAAAAUAAAAAUAUAUGAAAACUGCAGUGAUAAAGAGAAUAAAGAUAAAAAGCACACUGAAAAUCUGA
This is a messenger RNA of Mugil cephalus (flathead mullet), 2447 nucleotides long. It is a transcript of the gene slc18b1, whose product is annotated as solute carrier family 18 member B1. The record is from RefSeq and is a predicted model, not a curated record. The transcript has 14 exons. Gene Ontology annotation, biological process: transmembrane transport. Lineage: Eukaryota; Metazoa; Chordata; Actinopteri; Mugiliformes; Mugilidae. Gene Ontology annotation, molecular function: transmembrane transporter activity. The coding region runs from base 206 to 1540 and encodes 444 amino acids.